AUGUUGGACAUGCUUGAGUACAGUCACUACCAGGUCCAGACUCAUUUGGAGAGCCCCAAUAAAUAUCACCUCCAGCAGAGUCCAAGGCAGCAGGUGAAGCACUAUCUGCCCAGCACACUUGGCUCUAAGCUAAGCCCUCCAUUAAACAGCCAGCACCCGGAGCACGGCAUGCCCCCCGGCCCCGGAGCCAGCGCCCCCAACAGCCCUAUGGCCCUGCUCACCCUCACAAACAACUGCGAGAAAGAGAUGGACGACGUUAUUGAAGACAUUAUCAGUUUGGAGUCGAGUUACAAUGAUGACAUCCUUGGAUUAAUGGACGCAGGACUUCAAAUACCAAAUACGAUCCCGGUUUCUGCAAAUCUUCUUGACAUCUAUAGUAAUCAUGCACUUCCUCCAUCUGGAGUCUCCAUUGGGAAUUCCUGCUCGUCUAGUUUACCCAGCGUCAAAAGGGAAUUCUCAGGUAUCCCAGCUCCUGACAUGAUGCACGUGGACCAACCUGGACUAUGUGGCAAGUUUGACUCUUAUCAGAGGCCCGAAGGCCUUCCAGUAGAAGCAGAAGUGAGAGCUUUGGCAAAAGAGAGGCAAAAGAAAGACAACCACAACCUGAUUGAACGAAGACGACGCUUUAACAUAAAUGACAGAAUUAAAGAACUUGGGACGUUAAUUCCCAAAUCUAACGAUCCAGACAUGAGGUGGAAUAAAGGAACUAUUUUGAAGGCCUCAGUGGACUACAUCAGGAAGCUACAGCGAGAGCAGCAGCGAGCGAAAGAGCUGGAGAGCAGACAGAAGAGACUGGAGCACACCAACAGACACCUCCUGCUUCGCAUUCAGGAGCUGGAAAUGCAGGCUCGUGCUCAUGGUUUGGCUGUAGGAGGCUCCUCAGCACUUUGCUCCAGUGAGUUGGUGGCCUGCACAAUCAAGGAAGAACCUAUUAGCUAUUCAAGCUGCGUGUCCGAGCUGUAUGCUCGGCCACACCUCCCCAGCCCAGAUCAUUCCCGGCCGACCACUCUGGACCUCAACAACGGCACUAUUAGCUACAGUGACAACACCACAGAUGAGGCAGAGGCAGGGCUGUAUGCAAGCCACAAAGACCCCUCAGCCAAGCUAAACGACAUGUUUCUGGAGAACACACUGUCACCAGUAGGCACCAGUAACCUGCUGCUCUCCUCAGGUUCUCCCACACACUCCGACAGCAGCAGACGAAGCAGCACCAGCACAGAAGAACAGGAGAAGGGCUGUUAG
Messenger RNA from Tachysurus vachellii, 1242 nucleotides. RefSeq names its product melanocyte inducing transcription factor a (gene mitfa). Gene Ontology annotation, cellular component: nucleus. NCBI's taxonomy places the organism in Eukaryota, Metazoa, Chordata, Actinopteri, Siluriformes, Bagridae. Gene Ontology annotation, biological process: melanocyte differentiation; regulation of transcription by RNA polymerase II. The transcript is spliced from 9 exons. Gene Ontology annotation, molecular function: DNA-binding transcription factor activity, RNA polymerase II-specific; RNA polymerase II cis-regulatory region sequence-specific DNA binding; protein dimerization activity. The record is from RefSeq and is a predicted model, not a curated record. Bases 1 to 1242 code for a protein of 413 amino acids.